AUCAAGACGAACUGGUAAAAGGAAUGUAAACACUAAACAGUUUCCAUGAGACAGCUAUAAAAGUGCUGAUAAGACGACUGUUCUUCGUCUAACAUACUAUAUAGCUAUUCGUCCUAUCGCCUGCCACCAGUUUCUUACUUCAACCAUAAAUAAUAAGACACUUCCUUAAGGCGUAAGUUGAGAGUCCCUGAGUGGGUGGUUUGUGUGUGGAGACAAUGGCAGAGUACUUGUUCCACCAGACGGGACUGGUGGAGGAGGUGUUCCUGCCAGGCAAGGCAAUACUCACCUUUCUGCUCAAUGGUCAGGUCCAACGUGUGCUGCUGUGGGUCAAGUCUUUCAUUCACCAGGGUAAGCUGCUAGACAAGACUGACAGCUUUGCCAACAAACUGAGCCUAGGGGAUGUGGUGCACUUUCACUGCCAUGUGUACGAUAAGCAGUCAAGUGACAAUUGCCAGUGGUAUGCUGCUAAGGCCAGCAAGGAGCCUGUAAGUGAGGCAACUGUGCAGCCCAGCACCAAAGUCAUCAACCGCAGUGGGUAUAUCUCAGAGGUGGAUCCUGGCAAAGGGGUGAUCCUCUUUGAUUUUCAUGAAGAGGAGAACCGAGUGUUCUUCAUGCGCUCCAAGUUCUUCCUUUUCGGCAAACGGCUGACCGGCAAGCGCAGUCUUCAAGAGUUCCUCAGUGAAAACGACCCAUUGCAGUUUGAUGCUGAGAUGUGUGAGCCAAGUGAUGAAAACUACAACUGUAACUGGUUUGCCACUCUGGUAUGGAAGGGCAAAAGGCCAAUAGGCAUGGGUCUUGGUGGGCUGCUAGGCUACACAGGAGGGGCUACAAGUGACCCUGGUAUGGAGGAGAUAGCCAGCACACUAUCAGGAGUGACACCAAGCAGUUAUGAUGAGUUCCCAACCCUGAGCCUCCCGCCAGGCCUCAUAGACAAGCAGGGGUACAAGGCCUUUGAGGUGAAUAACAAUCUGCGGGAGGGUCAUGGCAACGUACUCAAGCUGUUCAAUGAAGAGAGUGGCCUUGCCCUGUGGAUGGUGCGCUGCAACACCUGGGAGACCGUCUUCUUCCACCGACGCAACGCCUUCCUCGAUACUGUUUCCCUCAGGAACUUUGACAUCCAGGAGUCUUUUUCAGAGGGGACAUCAUUGGAGAUCUCUGCAGUUCCAGCCCUGGCAGAGUUCCCGUGUCGGUGGAUAGCACGGCGAGUGGUGGCGCGGUGCUAAGAUUCACUCAUGGUAGCUGGCUAUCAUUAGGCUUCUAAGAAAAUAUCUACUUGAAUAUUUUUUUAUGAUGGAGAAUGCAGGAGUGUUGUAAUAGUGCAAGUCAUACAUUAAAGAGACAUGUAUUAUCA
Molecule: messenger RNA, 1351 nt
Organism: Portunus trituberculatus (swimming crab)
Lineage: Eukaryota; Metazoa; Arthropoda; Malacostraca; Decapoda; Portunidae
Exons: 8
Coding region: 216-1223 (335 amino acids)
Source: RefSeq, a predicted model, not a curated record